Messenger RNA from Rotaria socialis, 1578 nucleotides. NCBI's taxonomy places the organism in Eukaryota, Metazoa, Rotifera, Eurotatoria, Philodinida, Philodinidae. The record is from the annotation of a GenBank genome assembly.
AUGCGUAGACAUUAUGAACAAAUGGUAUCUGCAUUUUCAAGAGUUGCUAAUCAUGACUUGAAUCUAGAGAUGUUCUCUCCAGAACAGAGAACAUUUGUUCACGACUUGUUGUGGAAUCGUAUUCGAUUUAGUUUGCCAUUGAAUUUCUCUGCUUCGCUAGCUCAAUUUGUACCUAAUCUUAUUGUACAACAAAUAAUUUCUUUUGUUCAAGUGAAUGAAAGUGAAAUAAUAUACGAUUUAAAGGAAGAUGACUUUAAUUUUAUUGUUGAAACAGAGUCAUAUGAUACAGUUGCUCGAAACGAAACGACUGAUCUCGAUUCGAUUCUUCCAAAAAUUGUUGGUCAUGCUCGAAUUGAAAAUUUUUUCGGUAUUCCAACAAGAUUCUUGAAUAAGACAAUGGAUCUUUAUAAAAUAACGCGUCUGCCAUUGUUUGCUGAUGAAAGAAAAGCAGUGUAUACGGCAAAUCUUCCUGUUUAUCUAUUAUUCGGUCUUGAUGGAAGUUCGGCAGAGUGGUUUGAUCAUGCAGAACGAAAGUGUACGAUGGAUGAAAUAUCACGGUAUAUGCUUUGUUCAGUUCCAGUACCUAUAUUUAGCACGGUUCAUCAUCCUUGUCUAAAAUCGAUUGUAUUAAAUAAUUCAGCAAAAGAUUGCUUAAAAGAAACAGUUGAUUUAUCUUCACCGUAUAUUGUUAAAUUCGCACCUAACAUACAUGCAAUUAGUGUUCACACGUCGUUGGAAUGCUUUGAAAAAGGUGAUAAAGAAAAUAACAACAUAUUUAGUAAUAUAACAAAGGUAGCUAUCAUUAAAACGCGUUGUAAUAGUUUUGUUUCGUGUGGUACACUUGAUUUUUCAUCUGUGCGUGGCAUUUGUAACACGGUUGAAAGGUACAUAUUUACUUUUAAUAAUACUUACGAAAAUCCAUUUACACUUGAUAAGUCGGUAAAUCCUGUCGAUGUUGACACUGAUAAUUUGAACAAAAUAAUGGAUAUUUCGUUUUUAAUUGAAUCAGCUCUGUCGCAUAAAAAGUAUAUGGAAGAUUCUCACAUAGAAUUUGAAUAUAAUAUUCAUCGCAUGAUAAAGAAAAAGGCUUGGCCGAAAAUUAUUAUCGGAUUUUUUAUUCUUAUAUCAAUUGUAACAAUCUGUACUAUUGUUUUUGCAUCUCGAACGUGUUUGAAAAAUUUCAUUUGUUUUAUUAACUGGCAGAAAAAAAUUGCUUGCUUGUUUCGAUUAUGCUUCGCGAAGAAAAAAAAUCCAAUCAAUGACUCACCAAUAGAUAUGUAUGUUCCCGUGUCGCCGCCAGCACGGAAGGACAGUGACUAUGAUAAUAUGUAUCUAAACAAGAAAAACACUGAUAAAUUGCAACCUCGUUUGAAAAAUUGUUUUUUUAAUGAUCGGAUGCAACAUUCAAUGCAUGUAAACCAUUCAUUCAAAGAAAUGCUUUCUUGUAUUCCAACAUCCGCUCUCAAUUGUAUACCUGCCACAUCACGUAUUUCUUCUUCUGUUGUCUCACCAGACGUCUUUUCGCCAGAAAUUAUUCGUAAAAAACCAAAUCCUUUAUCAAGAAAAAUGUAUGACUAA